Pseudopodoces humilis (Tibetan ground-tit) is the source of this 2476-nucleotide messenger RNA. The record is from RefSeq and is a predicted model, not a curated record. NCBI's taxonomy places the organism in Eukaryota, Metazoa, Chordata, Aves, Passeriformes, Paridae.
AUGGCCCCGGUCCCGGCCCCCCCGCGCCGCCCCCGGCCCCGGCGCCGCUGCCGGCCGCGGAUCCCGCUCCCGGUGCCGCUCCCGGUGCCGCUCCCGGUGCUGCUCCCGCUGCUGCUCCCGCUGCUGCUCCCGCCGGUCGCCGCCUUCAACCUGGAGGCGUCGCGGCCCUCGGUCUUCCGCGGGGCCCCCGGGUCCCUCUUCGGCUUCGCGCUGGACUUUUACCUGCCCGAGCCCCGCAGGGUCAGCAUCCUGGUGGGGGCCCCCAAGGCCAACACGAGCCAGCCCAAUGUCACCCAGGGGGGGGCCGUGUUCCACUGCCCGUGGCCCCCCGGGGGCGGCUGCGACCCCAUCGACUUCGAUCACAUCGCCACCGGGCGGGUGCUCCUGGGGGGGCCCGGCAGCUUCUUCUGGCAAGGACAGGUCAUGUCGGCCACCCAGGCUCAGAUCGCGGCCGGGAACUUUCCGGAAUAUCUGAUCCAGGAGGUGCCGGGACAGCUCCAGACACGGCAGGCGGCACCGAGCCACGACGACAGCUACAUGGGGUACUCGGUGACAGUCGGGGAGUUCAGCGGUGACACGACACAAGACGUGGCCGUGGGGGCCCCGCUGGGGGCCGAGGGUCGCCGGGGGCUCGUGUUCAUCUUCCGGGGGGGGGGCUCGGGGCUGCGGCCCCGCCCGGCCCAGCAGCUGCGGGGGCUGGGGGCGCCCCGGGCACAGCCGGACUUCUUCGGGGCCGCCCUGCGAGGGGCCACCGACCUGGACGGCAACGGCUACCCCGACCUCCUGGUCGGCGCCUUCGGGGCGGACACGGUGGCGGUUUACAGGGGCCGCCCCAUCGUCCACGCCAGCGCCACCCUGGCCAUUGUCCCCACCAUGCUGAACCCCGAGGAGCGCGGCUGCGUCCUGCCGGCCACCGGCCAGCACGUGCCAUGCAUCAACGUCACCUUCUGCCUCAACGCCUCGGGACGUCACCUGCCCGGACCCAUCGGGCUGGCGCUGGAGCUGAGCGUGGACGGGGCCAGGCCGGGGGGGGCGCGGCGCGCGCUGUUCCUGGGGACCCCCCCCUCCCCCAGCCGGAACCUGUCCCUGGAGGUCCCCAACGGGGGGACCCCGCGCUGCCGCACCCUGCGGGUGUUCCUCAGGAACGAGUCCGAGUUCCGGGACAAGCUGUCGCCCAUCCCGGUGUCGCUGAGCCUGGCGCUGGACCCGGCCGUGUCCCCUCCCCCGCCGGGGCUGUCCCCGCUGCUGUCCCCGGCCACGCGCACGCGCCUGGAGGCCAAGGCUCACAUCCAGCUGGACUGUGGUGAGGACAAUGUCUGCGUGCCCGACCUGCAGCUCGAGGCCACCGCGGACCGCCGGGCCGUGUUCCUGGGGGACAGGAACAGUCUGAACCUGACGUUCCACGCGCGGAAUUUGGGCGAGGGGGGGGCGUACGAGGCCGAGCUGCACGUGCGGCCCCCCCCGAGCGCGCUCUACUCGGGGGUGCUGCGGCCGCACGGGAUUUGGGGGGGGCUGCGCUUCACCCUCCCCCACCUGAGCGACGGCAGCAGCAGCGUCCGCUUCGAGCUGCAGAUCCGCAGCAAGAACGCCAACAACUCGCAGAGCCCCGUGGUGGGGGUGGCGCUGGCAGUGAGGGCGGCCACCAGAGUGUCCGUGCUGGGGGUGUCCCGGCCGGACGUUGUCACCGUCCCCGAGGGGGGGUGGGGACCCGACCCCCCCCAGCGGCUGCAGGACCUGGGGCCACCCGUGGAGCACGUCUAUGAGGUGGUGAACGAGGGUCCCGGUGCCAUCGCCCAGGGGACGCUGGAGCUCAGCUGUCCCCUGGGCCACCGCGGCCACCCCCUGCUCUACGUCACCGGCCACACCGGGAUGGACAACUGCACGGCCAGCCACGGCCUGGACCCGCUGCGGCUGGCGCAGGAGCGGGAGCAGAGCCUCGGGCCCCACGUCCGGCAGCGCCGGGAGCCGGGGGACACGGGUGACACGGGGGACACCCUGGGCUGUCCCGAGGCCGAGUGUUUCCGGCUGAGCUGUCCCUCGGGGGGGCUGGAGCGGCAGCAGCGCGUCACCCUGCGCGUCACCUUCCACCUGCGGACCCCCCCCCUGCGCCAGCGGGAGGAGGGGACGCUGUCCCUGCGCUGUGACGCCGAGUUCCGCGUGCUGAGGCUCCCGUACCGCGUGCGACCCGAGAGCCACCCGCGCCACCGGCUGCAGGUGGUGACAGCGCUGUCGUGGUCGCGGCCCGAGGCGGGCGGGGGGGUCCCGGUGUGGGUGGUGGUCCUGGCCGUGCUGCUGGGGCUGCUCCUGCUCGGCCUCCUCUGCUACGGCCUCUACAAGCUGGGAUUCUUCAAGCGCUCGGGGCCCUACGGCACCGCCAUGGAGAAGGCGCAGCUGAAACCCCAGGCGGCCUCCGAGGCCUGAGGGGACCCCGCGGUGACGGGGACACCCCGAGGUGACGGGGACACCCCGAGGUGAU